Echinops telfairi (small Madagascar hedgehog) is the source of this 1510-nucleotide messenger RNA. Its product is annotated as solute carrier family 22 member 6-like. Gene Ontology annotation, biological process: transmembrane transport. Bases 1 to 1350 code for a protein of 449 amino acids. The transcript is spliced from 9 exons. Lineage: Eukaryota; Metazoa; Chordata; Mammalia; Afrosoricida; Tenrecidae. The record is from RefSeq and is a predicted model, not a curated record.
AUGGCAGGGUUGGUGAUCGGAAGCCUGGUUUUUGGGACCUUGGCAGACAGGCUGGGCCGCCAGAAGCUGCUGAGCUGGACCUACCUGCAGUUAGCAGUAGCCGGUUCUUGUGCUGCCUUCGCACCCAACUUCCCAACCUACUGUGCUUGCCGCUUCCUCUGCGCCAUGGCUGUGAAUGGCAUCAACUGCAACUCCCUAACGCUGAGCCUGGAGUGGCUACCAAUCCAUGCCCGGCCAGGUCUGGGCCUCCUCUUUGGACUCUUCCCCAGCCUGGGCCAGCUUAUUCUAGCUGGUGGGGCUUAUGCCAUUCCCCAGUGGCGCCACCUUCAACUGAUGGUCUCCCUGCCCUUCUUUGGCUUCUUCAUCUGCUCCAGGUUCUUCAUUGAAUCUGCCCUCUGGUUCUCCACCUCCGGAAGACUGGACCUCGCCCUGAAGACCCUGCAAAAAGUGGCACAGAUUAAUGGGAAACAGGAAGAGGGGGCCAAGCUGAGUAUGGAAGCUUUCUUGACAUCACCCACAUCCCACAAGCCAGAGUAUCUGGUGCUUUCUAGGGCCGGGAUUGAUGGGAGGGUUCCCAGAGAAAUUCUAGGCCCUGGGCUUUGCCUACCUCGGCAGGUUCUCCAGGCCACCUUGCAGAAAGAUCUGCCCAUGAGCCAAGGCCACCCUUCAAUGUUGCAGCUGCUGUGCUGCCCUGUCAUUCGCCGCCUCUCUCUUUGCCUUUUGCCUCUGUGCUUCACAAUCUUCUUCAGCUUCUACGGCAUAAUAAUGAGCCUGCAAACGUUGGGAAUGGAUAUCUACCUGAUCCAGAUCCUCUUCGGAAUUGUGGACCUGCCGUUCUAUUUCUUGAGCUUCCGGACCACCAAAUCACUGGGCCGAAGGCGUAACCAGAUGGGCACGAUGGUGGUGUCAGGACUCUGCAUCAUGGCCUGUGCUCUAGUACCCCUUGACCGAUUAUUCCUCCGCAUCACCAUGGCCGUGUUAGGGAAAGGCUGCAUUUCUGCCUCCUUCAACAGUCUCUACGUUUACAUAGGGGAGCUGUACCCCACAGUCGUGCGGCAGAGGGGCCUGAGCCUCAUGAUGAUCCUGGCCAAUGUAGGCAGCACCGUAAGUCCACUGUUGGCCAUGACAGCCGAGAUCUACCCACCCCUUCCUCUACUUAUCUACGGUGCAGUACCUAUGGCUGCCAGCUCCAUCACUGUCCUCCUCCCAGAGACCCUGGGCCAACCACUGCCCAACACGGUGCAGGAAAUUGAGAACAGGUGGAAAAAGAAAUCUAGGCAGAAGAAAGAGGAGCAGCAGAUGGUGCCACUCAGACCUCGGCAGAAGACAGAGGUGGACUCUGAGUAUUAAGAAGAGGCUUUGUAAUGUCACAGGCCGGCCGUUGGGGCCAGCUUUCCUGAGGAUAGAGGGAGAGACCCCCUGGACCCCCUAAAUACCCACACCAAAAGAAGGAAUUUGUUUUCUUUUUCUUUUUUUAAUUCAUUUAUUAGGGGCUCAUGCUUAUCACAAU